UGGCCUGCCAGUCUCCUUAUCAUUAGGAUAACAGCCAAUUAAUGAUUAAUUGCAAUGCAGAGGCCGAAGGACCAUUCGGACAGGAGACGCUUGACCACAUGGCUGAAGCACCAGAAUCCUCCCCUCGCCUCCUGAUGCGGCGCUUCUGGCAGGAGCAUUCGCAGGAUGGCUCUUUGCAGGAGAUGAUGCUGGAUUCGGGGGCCGAGGAGCUCACCCAAGAGGACACCCCCGAAAUCCUGGCCCUUUUGCCUUCGUUGGAAGGCCAAGACGUCUUGGAACUGGGAGCUGGGAUCGGCCGGUUCACCGGAUUCCUUGCGGAACAGGCGCGCCACGUCACGGCCGUGGACUUCAUCGGGAGCUUCGUGGCGCGAAACCAACAAGCAAACGGGCACCGGAGCAACAUCACAUUCAAACAGGCGGAUAUUACCACCCUAGAGAUGCCGAGCCAGAGCCUGGAUUUCGUCUUCUCCAACUGGCUUUUCAUGUAUCUCUCGGAUGACGAAUUGAGCGAAGCAGCCCAGAAAUUACUUCGUUGGUUGCGUCCCGGAGGCCAUCUCUUCUUCCGAGAGUCUUGCUUCUUCCAGUCGGGUGACACUCCCAGGGCCUUCAAUCCCACUCGCUAUCGGACGCCUGCAGAGUAUAACCACGUCCUCGCUUCGGCCCAAACGUCUUCGGGAGAGGAGCUCUUCGGGUUCGAGAUCGUCAUGUCCCGCUCUGUGCAGACGUACAUCAAGAGGAAGCGAAACCGGAACCAGGUUUGUUGGCUUCUCCAGAAAGUCGCCCGCAACCAAGACGAUGCCGGAGGAUAUGGAACCGUCCAGAAAUUCCUGGACACGGAGCAGUACGCGGCCCGCAGCAUCCGCCGCUACGAGUGGAUCUUCGGCCCCGGCUUCGUCAGCACCGGAGGACUCCGUACCACCAAGGAGCUGCUGGAGUUGUUAAAUCUGAAACCAUCUCAGAAAGUGCUGGACGUCGGAUGCGGGAUCGGCGGUGGCGAUUUCUAUAUGGCGAAGGAAUUCGGCGUGGAAGUUCUGGGUAUGGAUCUCUCCCACAAUAUGAUCGAAAUGGCUUUGGAACGAGCCCAAAAGGAGACUGGAUCGCUGGUCCAGUUUGAGAUUGGCGAUGCGACCCGAAGGACGUUCCCAGAAGGGUCUUUUGACGUGGUUUACAGCCGGGACACGAUUCUCCAUGUGGCAGACAAGGCCUCCCUCUUUCAGAGGUUCCUGUCGUGGCUGAAGCCAGGUGGGCAGCUCCUCAUCUCUGACUAUUGCUGUGGCCCUCGUCCCUGGUCAAGAGUCUUCACCGAAUACGUCAAUCAAAGAGGAUAUAGUCUGCUCACCCCAGAAGAAUACGGCCAGGUGCUGCAGGAGGCUGGCUUCGUCCAGGUGAAGGCCUUGGACCAUACGGAGCGGAUGCUGCUAGCGCUGAACCAAGAGCUGGAGGAGCUGGAGAAGAGCAGGGAACCAUUCAUUCAGGAAUUUUCGGGGAUCGAAUUUGAAUCCAUGGCUUCCGGAUGGCGGGCGAAACUGGGGCGCUGUGCGGACGGAGACCAACGCUGGGGCCUCUUUUGGGCCUUGAAACCACAGUAGCCAUUCAGUGGGCUGAAGGACAACACGUUUUCCCUUUCUUUCAUCCUCUCUUCCUUUCUUUCCUUUGCGUCUCCCGUUCCAGGUCUCUUCCCUGGAGUCUCUGGGGUUUGGAGGAAGGAAUGAUUUUCCAGUCUGUCCUGGAGAUCCAUUCACAUUCAUGC
Molecule: messenger RNA, 1750 nt
Organism: Anolis sagrei ordinatus
Lineage: Eukaryota; Metazoa; Chordata; Lepidosauria; Squamata; Anolidae
Source: RefSeq, a predicted model, not a curated record